AUCAGAGAAGAGGGGAAAAGUAGGAGGUGUCACUUUGUCUGUUGCCCGGGUCCGUCAGCCCGUGAGCGGGACUGAAAACGCCGUAUUUUUCGGCAUUUACCUACAUUUGAAGUAAGUGUAAACCUAUAUGUGAUUAUAUAAAAACUGUUGCUUCGUAUACUUAAUUGUAAAUGUUAUUUGUAUCUAUAUUUAAUGCGAUCACAAAAAUCCGUGGCCUUGGUAUAAAGGCUACGCCAGCUGUUUCUUGCUCCAGUUUUUCCGCCGCAGUGACACCUCUUGACCUGAACACAAAAUCUUUGGUUGGAGUCCGCGUUCAAGGUGGGGCAGAGAGUCUCCCGGUCAACUUGUAAAAGUUGAGUGUGUGUCGGUGUAUGGCGGAUUUCCUAACGAACGGCGGAAAAACACGUUAGCAGCCCUAGGCGGAGCUGUGAGCUGCUGGACUGAGACAGAGCGGAGUCAUGGCGUCCGGUAAGAACAAGAACCAGACCUCUCUGGCGCUCCAUAAGGUGAUCAUGGUGGGCAGCGGCGGCGUGGGGAAGUCGGCGCUCACUCUGCAGUUCAUGUACGACGAGUUUGUGGAGGACUACGAGCCCACCAAGGCCGACAGCUACAGGAAGAAGGUGGUGCUGGACGGCGAGGACGUUCAGAUCGACAUCCUGGACACGGCGGGGCAGGAGGACUACGCCGCCAUCAGAGACAACUACUUCCGCAGCGGGGAGGGCUUCCUGCUGCUCUUCUCCAUCACAGAGCACGAGUCCUUCACCGCCACGUCUGAGUUCAGGGAGCAGAUCCUGCGGGUGAAGGAGGAGGAGGCCAUCCCUCUGCUCCUGGUGGGGAACAAGUCGGACCUGGAGGAGCGGCGGCAGGUCUCCGCUGACGAAGCCACGGCCAAGGCCAACGAGUGGGGGGUUCAGUACGUGGAGACCUCGGCCAAGACGAGAGCCAACGUCGACAAGGUGUUCUUCGACCUCAUGCGGGAGGUUCGCAAGAAGAAGAUGGCCGAGAGCAAAGACAAAAACGGGCCGAGCGGCAAGAAGAAGAAGAAGCACUGCUGCAUACUUUAACUCCCAGCCGAGGUGACAAAGUGCCAAAACCAAAAAAAAAAUCCAGUCAGACGGACACUCGCUCCACCAGCUGGGGGCGCCAAACACUCCGAGUCCUCACCUGCCCACACACACACACACACACACACACACACACACACACACACACACACACAAACACACACAUGCACACCCAGCGUGUAUUCUUCUGUCUGUUGGAGGACUCCCACUUCUGUUUGUUUGUUUUAAAGAUGUUGGUGACCUGGGUACUUCCUGCUUCUGCUUCCUCUUUGAGUGCAGCUCCUCCAUGUGGCCAAAAGUACGCAGACACUUCACAGCUCGGUGCUGGAAGGGAAAAAUGAUGCACAACUUCUCCUUCUUGUUGCAUGUUUCCAACACGAAGCACGACAUCAAGCGUGCUGUAUUUAGAAUAUUUUCUCUACCAGACUCCAUUGAAAAAAUUGUUAAUUUUAGCUCACGGAACAUAUAUGUUUCUGUGGAAUAUGGGGCUGUUGUGUUGGCAUCUAAAAAGUAACAGUUUGCACUUUAAAAGUCAUAUUUGUUAUUCUUAUAAAGUCAUAAAUGUCAAUAAGUUCAUCAUAAUUCAGUCAUUAUUUUGAACAUAAAAUGAAAUAUUAUUGUAGCAACAGACAAAGUCAAAGUUUUGUCUUUUUUUACGUGAAUUUUGGCUUAUUGAAAAUGAGGAACAAAGGGGAACAUUUAACAGUUAAAGAGACAGGUAUGAUUGAAUACAAGCUCAAAGGAAUAAAAAGAAGAAAAAAUAAAAUUAUUAUCCAAAAAGAUCAAGGGAAAUAAGGUUAAUAUUUUGGAGAAUGGAGUUUAAAAAAAGCCAUAAAAGAAUAUUAAAUAAAAUCCUAUUUUCCUCUAAAUAAAAUACAUUUCUAAAUAAUCACUUAUAAUUACCAAAAUCACAGAGAUGUAAAUUCAAGGAUACAUACAGGUCUGUAUUUCUGCUGUUUUUUCCCCAUUUAUUUUUUGUACAUGGGAAAUAUAAGAAUUAAAACAUUCAGAAUUCUAUAAUACGUCAUCAUUAUAAUUCAGUCAUUAUUUGAACAUAAAAGGAAAUAUUAUUGUAACAGCAGACAAAGUCAAAGUUUUGACUUUGAAUGAUAAUUUUAAAAGUUUGAUUCUGACUUUAAGCCUUACAGUUUUGUCUCGAAAGUUACAAUAUACAAUUAAAUUGUCAUUACUUUUACUCAUAAAGUCAUACAAGUCAUAAUUUGUGCUUUAAAACUAAAAUUCAGCUUAAAUGACUGUUUUUGUCAAUGGAGUCUGGUGGUAAAUACACUGACCAUAAAUAAGUUCCUCAUUCAACCACACUUAAAAAAAUCUGAACCGUCCCUUUAAAUAGUCUCUAAAAGUUGACAUAACCUACUCUGCAUUCCCAUCAAGAAUUUUUUUCCCACUAUAACUAUUGAAAAAAUAUUCAGGUUUUAUUUCUUUUUUCUCUUGAAAUAAGGCCUAAUUUUGUAUACUUGAUUAAAAUUGCCCAAUAAUAAUAUUAAAAAAAUAUGAAAAAAAUAUGUCACCAACUAACCAGCAACUACCCUGUCAGCUUAAAUGAAAUGUUUUUGUCAAUGGAGUCUGGUGGUAAAUACACUGACCAUAUAUAAGUUCCUCUUUCAACCACACUUUAAAAAAACUGAACCGUCCCUUUAAAUAGUCAACUACAAAAUGAAUUAUUUGAGUCACCUUUUAAGCCAAAAUGUACAUAAAUUGUUCACAUUAGGAGGUUGCAAAGUGUAUAUUAUACUACGUUUUCACGCUGCAUCAGGGCAUUCAUCAUGAAAUAUUUGUCUUUUUUUACAUGAAUUUUUGCUUGUUGUUUUUCCCUCCACUGUUAUCGCUCUUGCGACGUCAUUUUCAGAGAAAACGAGAAACAAAGGGGAACAUUUAUGGGCCGAAAUAUGUGCCACCAGAAACUGAAUUUGAAUUAUUUAUAUUUGAAUUGCUUAACUUGAAUAAUUGCAUUACUCCGGGUAGUUGAGGCAGAGCAAUCGAGCGCAGAAAACGGAGGUGCUGAUUGGCCGAAGAGGCGCUAUGGCAACCGGGUGGCAACAAACGUUACAAAGGAAAACGGAGGUGCUGAUUGGCCGAAGAGGCGCUAUGGCAACUGGGUGGCAACAGAUGUUACAAAGGAAAACGGAUGUGCUGAUUGGCCGAAGAGGCGCUUGAUUGCUCUGCCUCAACUACCCGGAUGUUCGUCGCAGAAAAUUUAAAUUGAAUUUUGCGAACUGAAUUUGAAUUGUGAGAACUGAAUGUUCAGUUCCAAACCAAUAAAUUUAAUUUCAAAUUAUAAUUCAGAUUCAGUUUUCCAAUGCAAUGAUUCAAAUUGAACAAUACAAAUUCAAAUUAUGUGAUUCGAAUUCAGUUUUGUAACGCAAUUAUUCAAGUUAAGCAAUUCAAAUUCAAAUAUAAAUAAUUCGAAUUCAGUUUCUGGUGGCACAUAUUUCAGCCCAUAGACAUUUAACAAAGAGACAGAUAUUUCCCAGAUAUUGGUUUGUUGAAACCAUGUGAGCGAACGUGUCUGCACUGUUUUCAGGAGCCACAAUGGCAAGAGAAAUGUUGCCAAAAAUACCCAAAUGUGUCCGUCUACUUGUGGCCACAUGCUGUACAGGCUUCCUCUCUCUCCUGCCUUGUUGGGACUGUUUGACAAUCUUGAGUUGCACCUGUUGCUACAGGCUGCUAGCUGAAGAAAAGCCAUUUUCUGGAUGUCCCAGGUGAGAUUUUUUGUGCCUUAAACUCUCCACCAGUCGUCCCUUUUUCACACAUUCCUGAUGUAUAAUCAUAAUCACACUUCCAUACACUCCUUUUUGUAUGAAAGCUUUAUUCUUCACCCCCCCCCCC
Centropristis striata (black sea bass) is the source of this 3911-nucleotide messenger RNA. Its product is annotated as ras-related protein ralB-B-like. Gene Ontology annotation, biological process: Ras protein signal transduction. The record is from RefSeq and is a predicted model, not a curated record. Bases 459 to 1064 code for a protein of 201 amino acids. Lineage: Eukaryota; Metazoa; Chordata; Actinopteri; Perciformes; Serranidae. The transcript is spliced from 5 exons. Gene Ontology annotation, cellular component: plasma membrane. Gene Ontology annotation, molecular function: GTP binding; GDP binding; GTPase activity.